Molecule: messenger RNA, 846 nt
Organism: Acanthosepion pharaonis
Lineage: Eukaryota; Metazoa; Mollusca; Cephalopoda; Sepiida; Sepiidae
Source: the annotation of a GenBank genome assembly
AUGGUCAAAUUAUCUUCAGAAUCUAUUCUUAAUUCGUUUUUAAAGACCAUAAUAAGUGGACUAAUAGCUGCCAUCUCCUUCUCCUCCUCCUCCUUCUUCUUCACCUCCUCCUCCUCCUUAUUCUUUUGCCCCUCCUUCUUCUUCUCCCCCUCCGUCUUCGUAUUCCUUCUUUCUUCCUUCUUCUUUCCUCCUCCCUUUUCUCCUCCUCUUCCCUUCUUCUUCACCCCCCUCAUUCUUCUUCUUUUCUUCAUCUUCUCCUCCUCAUCAUCUUUCUUUCUUUCUUUCUUUCUUUCUUUCUUUUCUUCUUCUUCUUCUUUCCUCCUCCUUUUUCUCCUUCAUCUUCUCCUACUCUUUCUUUCAUCCUCAUCCUCCUUCUUCACCUCUUCUUUCUUUUCCCCCUCUUCCUGCUUCUUCUUCUUCUUCUUCUUCUUUCCUCCCCGUUUUUCUCCUUCAUCAUCUCCUCCUCCUUCUUUCCUCCUUCUUUCCUCCUACUCAUACUUCUCCUCCUCCUCUUCCUUCUUUCCCUCCUCCGCCUGCUUCUUCUUCAUCUUCUAUUACCUCCCUUCCCGUGCUUCUUACUGUCCUCUUUGUUUGUCGUCUGCUUUCUCGUUCGCCAUCUUUCUCAUUCCCUCACACCAUCUCUUAUUGUCUAUAUUAACUUCUUCCUUCUUUUCUAUUACCCACUUUUUAGAAUUUACCUUCCGCCAUUUUUCUGUAGAAGUUCUUUGUCGUUUUUUUUCUCAUCUUAAUCUCGUUCCUCUUUUUCUCCUUUAUUCUACGUCCCGUUUUCCUUCGCCUCAAUUUCACAUAAAGUCUUCUUCUGACUCAGAGAAAAUUUCGGGUUAA